GCAGUUUUUGCUUUUUUGGGUGUUCCGUAUGCUGAACCUCCAGUGGAUAAUUUGAGGUUUGCUGUAGCGCAACCAAAUUCUGGUUGGAAUAAAACAUUAUUAACAAAUUAUGUGAAACCAAUCUGCCCCCAAUUAACUAAUAGUAUUUAUGAUGAAACACCAGACAGAAUUUUGCCACGACAAAGUAUAAUAGAUGAAGAUUGUUUAUAUUUAAAUAUUUGGACCCCAGAGAUCGCUUUUAAACAAGGGAAUUUUCCAGUUCUAGUUAUAAUUAGUGGUGAAGAAAUGUCUUUUGAUUGGGCUAAACAUAGAAUAUCCGGCUUAGAUUUAGCUUCAGAAGGAAUUGUAGUUGUUCAUGUACAAUAUCGAACAAACAUUUUUGGUUGGAUCACUAUGAAUAGUUCCGAAUUUCCGGGUAAUUUUGGACUUUCGGACCAAACAUUGGCUCUAUUAUGGAUACAGAAACAUAUAAUAAAAUUUGGAGGAAAUCCAGAUAAUGUUACCAUAAUGGGACAUGGUACGUCGGGUGUAACAUGUGCCUUACUCCAUUUAAUAAGUCCGAAAACAGAUGAAUUAUUUUCAAAAAUGAUACUUAUGUCUGGAUCAUCUUUAAAUUUUCGUGUAACAAGUGAUAAAAGGGCAUCUGAAAUAAUGAUUAUAAAAUUAGGAUGCUAUGAUACUAAAACAAGUAUAGUGUUGAGAUGUUUACGAUCAAAAAGUGUGUCAGAUUUAUUAAAUGCAUUUGAUAUUGUGUAUCAACAUGGAAACUAUUCUAUUAUUCCGGGUCCAGUUUUAGAUACUUUCCGAAUAGAAAAACAUCAAUAUGUUCCAAAAAACUUAGAUGAUGUUUUAAAAUCAGGAGAGUAUCGUAAAAUUCCAAUCAUUAUUGGUAUAUGCUCAAACGAAGGUGCAUUUAUUCGUGAUUAUUGGAUAGAUUUAGCCAGGGAAGGAUUUGAAAGUCUGAGGAGUUACAUAAAUUUUACAACAUUACCCUUCAUUUUAAGAAAAUAUCUUUUUUUGGAGGGUGAAAAUAAUCAAGUAAUAAAAGCAUUAAAUUGGCGUUACUUUCAAAUGGUAAAUCCAAGACACCCAAGUUAUUUACUGAAUUCUAUGCAAAGGCUUAUUUCUGAAGCAGAGUUUGAAGCACCAUUUUACAAUACUAUAGAAUUAAUGGCACGAUCUAUUCAUCAAUAUACAUCACCUGCUGAUGCAGCAGAUUUAUAUGUUUAUGUGUAUCAAAACUCAAAUUCGAUGGACUUAAGAGGAAAAAUUAAUUUAUUUGGUGGAGCUUCACAUUCAUCUGAUUUACCAUUGUUAUUUGGUCCAAGUUUAUUUCAACAAAUUGCGAGAAGACGAUUCACACAAUCUGAAGACAAAAUUUGUCGAAAACUUCGGCAAUUUUUUAGGAAUCCAACACCAGGUCGUAUAUAUGACGCUUGGAUGACAUAUACUGUUACCAAAAAAUAUAUUAAAAUUUUAGGAGAUAUGAUGCCAACGGCACAAACCAAUGAGGAUUUUUCAAUGACUUUUUUGGAAAAAAAUUUUGCUGAAAUUGAAGAAAUGUUACACAAAGAUACAGGCAACUUAGAACCAUCUCCGACAUCAAGAGAAAUCUCAAAUCCAUAUGAUUUGAAUAAAAUAGACACAAAACAAAGGGUUAAAUCCACUUAUGUAAUAAAUCGUCAAGAUUAUGAAUAUUUUAGUCGCUUAAAAAAAGUUUAUUCCUUUUGGAAUGUUUUACUGCCCAGCAUAUAUCAAUCAAACAAUUAUCAAAAUAAUAAUAUUGACACUACAUCAAUAAAUGAUAGAAAUGGUAAAAACAUAAUUAUUGGUGAAGCUGAAAUUCUAGAAGCUAAUAAAUAUAAACAUGCAUUUUUUUGGAUGUUAGGUUUAGUUUGUAUUUUAUUAGCUUCGUUAGGAAUAUGUACUUACGUUUUACGUCGUGAUCAUCCAGAUUGGGCUGCAGAAUUAUGA
Molecule: messenger RNA, 1974 nt
Organism: Condylostylus longicornis
Lineage: Eukaryota; Metazoa; Arthropoda; Insecta; Diptera; Dolichopodidae
Product: cholinesterase 2
Exons: 4
Coding region: 286-1974 (562 amino acids)
Source: RefSeq, a predicted model, not a curated record